CCCAUCUUUAUCCACAUGUCCAGGUGGAAUUUAAUGUUCCGAUGUUGGGCCCAAGAACCUGACCAAAGACCCACUUUCUAUAACAUUCACGACCAGCUUCAGUUAUUCAGAAAUGUUUCCUUAAACAAUGUUUCUCACUGUGGACAAGCAGCUCGUGCUGGUGGAGUCAUCAACAAAGGCUUUGAAGGUGAAGACAAUGAAAUGGCCACUUUGAAUUCAGAUGACACGAUGCCGAUUGCCUUGAUGGAAACCAGGAACCAAGAAGGAUUAAAUUAUAUGGUACUUGCCACAAAGUGUAGCCAAAGUGAGGAUCGUUAUGAGGGUCCUCUAGGCCCUAAGGAAUCUGGGUUGCGUGAUCUGAAGAAAGACCAGAGGCAACCAGCAGACAGAGAUUUCUGCCGGCAACCACAGGUGGCUUACGGCUCUCCCGGCCACUCUGAAGGCCUGAACUAUGCCUGUCUUGCUCACAGUGGACAUGGAGAUGUGUCUGAAUAAUAGUGUCUCCUAGGAGACACAGCACUGAGAUGAACACCGCGUUAAGUGAAAAAGAAGAAAGGUGGGGUGGCAGUCUAGACUCUGAACUGACACAGCCCAGUCCCAAAGUUCUGAUCUUGGUUCCAAGAGCCAUUUUGUUUCAUUCAGCAUUCUCUUUACCAGGGACCUAACCUUCAGUGGAUUAUCAGAGGAACCUUUGUGUGUGCGGAAAUCCCGGGACAAAUCCUAAGUCUGGGAGAAAACAUCACUGUCUCUCUCCUCUGAAGCCCUUUACUUCAGAGCAUUGCCUGCCCUGGCAAUCUUUGCCGAAUGGGUAGCGACAGGACUAGGUUCAUGCAAGGAUGUGAGUGGGGGUGGGGCGGGAGUCUGCUGAGGACCACCUGAACUACAGAUUACCUUAAGAGGAUGCAGGAAACAAUUACUCACACAGGAGGAAGCAGCCUGUGGACCAUGAGGAAUCAUCUGGCACGCUAUUAUUCCAAUAAAAUAUUCCCUUUAAUCAUCA
Rattus rattus (black rat) is the source of this 1000-nucleotide messenger RNA. Its product is annotated as proto-oncogene tyrosine-protein kinase ROS-like. The coding region runs from base 16 to 495 and encodes 159 amino acids. The transcript is spliced from 2 exons. The record is from RefSeq and is a predicted model, not a curated record. Lineage: Eukaryota; Metazoa; Chordata; Mammalia; Rodentia; Muridae.